AUGAACUCGUUACUCUCAUCAUAUGACACCGAAUUUAAGACAACGUUUGAUCAAGCAGAACAAGCUUUACAAACAGCUAAAAAUCAAUCCUUACCUGAACGUAAUUCCACAUUAAGCCACAUAGAAGAACAAAAAGAUGAAUUAUUUGAUAUUAUUGAUCAAAUGGACAUUGAAGUAAAUAAUUCUAUCAAUGAUCCAACUGCACGUGCGACAUUUAAAUCUAAAUUACGUGAUUAUAGAAAACAAAUUAAUGAUUCAAUAAAGGCACCUUUACAAAAUUUAAUGGAUUCUAGAGAUCGUGAUAUGUUAUUUGGUGAACAAUUACAAGAUGGUUCUGAUCUAGAUAUGUCAAAUAUGAAUGAAGAACAAAGACAACAAUUACUGGCUAAUCAUAAUAUUUUAAAUAAAACAGGUGAAAGAUUAAGGGAUGCUUCAAGGAUUGCAAAUGAAACAGAAGGCAUAGGUUCACAAAUAAUGAUGGAUUUAAGAGCACAAAGAGAAACUUUGGAAAAUUCAAGACAAACUUUAUUUCAAGCUGAUUCUUAUGUUGAUAAAAGUAUUAAAACUUUAAAAGUAAUGAGUAGGCGACUUAUUGCAAAUAAAUUUAUAAGUUAUGCUAUUAUAGCUGUACUGAUCUUAUUAAUUUUAUUAGUACUAUUCUCCAAAUUUAGGUAA
This is a messenger RNA of Maudiozyma saulgeensis, 675 nucleotides long. The record is from the annotation of a GenBank genome assembly. Lineage: Eukaryota; Fungi; Ascomycota; Saccharomycetes; Saccharomycetales; Saccharomycetaceae.